AUGUUGGAAGCAAAGCCACACUGGCUACCAGGUCCCCUUCACAGCCUGAAGCUGCCCUUGGCCCUGGUACUUCUGGCCUUGGGGGCAGGGUGGGCCCAGGAGGGGUCAGAGCCUGUCCUGCUGGAGGGUGAGUGCCUGGUGGUCUGUGAGCCAGGCAGAGCUACUGCAGGAGGUCCUGGGGGAGCAGCUCUGGGAGAGGCACCCCCUGGACGAGUAGCAUUUGCUGCAGUCAGAAGCCACCACCAUGAGCCAGCUGGAGAAACCGGCAACGGCACCAAUGGAGCAAUCUACUUCGACCAGGUGCUGGUGAAUGAGGGUGGCGGCUUUGACCGGGCCUCAGGUUCCUUCGUAGCACCUGUCCGAGGAGUCUACAGCUUCCGGUUCCAUGUGGUAAAGGUGUACAACCGCCAAACAGUCCAGGUAAGCCUGAUGCUGAACACAUGGCCUGUCAUCUCAGCCUUUGCCAAUGAUCCUGAUGUGACCCGGGAGGCAGCCACCAGCUCUGUGCUGCUUCCCCUGGACCCUGGGGACCGUGUGUCCAUCCGCCUGCGCCGGGGGAAUCUGUUGGGAGGCUGGAAAUACUCAAGCUUCUCUGGCUUCCUCAUCUUCCCACUCUGA
Molecule: messenger RNA, 618 nt
Organism: Castor canadensis (American beaver)
Lineage: Eukaryota; Metazoa; Chordata; Mammalia; Rodentia; Castoridae
Gene: Cbln3
Product: cerebellin 3 precursor
Biological process (GO): maintenance of synapse structure
Cellular component (GO): synapse
Molecular function (GO): protein binding
Source: RefSeq, a predicted model, not a curated record